Messenger RNA from Branchiostoma belcheri (Belcher's lancelet), 582 nucleotides. RefSeq lists its product as uncharacterized. Gene Ontology annotation, molecular function: carbohydrate binding. NCBI's taxonomy places the organism in Eukaryota, Metazoa, Chordata, Leptocardii, Amphioxiformes, Branchiostomatidae. Gene Ontology annotation, biological process: cell adhesion. The transcript has 3 exons. The record is from RefSeq and is a predicted model, not a curated record. Bases 77 to 550 code for a protein of 157 amino acids.
CCUGUACAUCAGAAAAGAAGAAAGAGGACACCAGAAAGCCAACUUGUGGAACCGAAAGCGUCGCAGUCAGUCCAAGAUGAAGUCAUCCUCAGCUCGCAUCUGUCUCUGCCUCCUGUACGUGAUGAUAGCAGCCUCUGUAGCUACUGGGGUUGUAGCAGCUCCCAACUCCCAGGCUAAAACCUUGGAGAAACAACUGCAGGACUUGAAGCGUGAAGUUCAGGAGCUCCAGACCAGGGUACUGCAGAACCAGGAAAGAGACCCUACUGGCACGGGUUACGUGGGGCGAUGUGAGACCGGAACAGUCCAUACCACCCAUUCCAUGUACGGGUCCGGGGUGCGCACACAGGACCUGACGGCACUGUUCAGCCGGUCCUUCUUUACAACUCCGGUGGUGACAGUGGGGCUGGGAAACCUGGACCAAGGCCACACGGGAACCAGAGUCACCCUACAUGUGCGCUCCGUGUCAACCACCGGUGUGGUUAUUCGCAUUGGCACAUACGCGGAUACGGUGCUGUACGGUGCAUCCGUUCACUGGAUGGCCUGUGCGUGAUCAUGAGAAUAAAACCUGUUUGCCCAAAGAUC